AUGACGGUCCCCGACUGGCAACUCAAGGUCCAGGUCAAGCAGGCCGAAGCCGCUGCGAAGAUCCCCAAAGCAUGGCUGCUCCCCAGCGGCAUCACCAAGGAAAUCUCCCAGAACGUCAAGCGGAACGUCAUGGACGUGCCGCGAACUUGCGGCCUGCUCACGCCCAAGGAGCUUGAAAUCACCGAGAACUACGACGCCACCGAACUCCUGCAGAAACUCGCCGCGCGCGAACUCUCCUCCGUCCAAGUCACGACCGCCUUCGCGAAGCGCGCAGCGAUCGCCCAGCAGGUGACGUUCUGCCUGACGGAGACCUUCUUUGAUAAAGCGCUGGAGCGCGCGAAAGAGCUCGAUGACCAUCUGGCUCGGACUGGAAAGACCGUCGGCCCCUUCCACGGCCUCCCCAUCAGCUUGAAGGAGACAUUCAACAUCAUCGGCGUCCCGACAUCCCUCGGUUUCGUCUCCUUCCUCGACCGCCCCGUGGCGUCUCACAAUUCGGCCCUGGUUCAGAUCCUCCUCGAAGCAGGCGCCGUUUUGUACUGUAAGACCAACGUUCCCCAGACCAUGAUGACCGGCGAUUCGCACAACAACGUGUUUGGCCGCUGCCUCAACCCUAACAGCUCCAAUCUCAGUGCGGGCGGCAGCAGUGGCGGCGAAGGCGCCUUGGUUGCCAUGAGAGGCUCUCCUUUGGGUGUUGGAACGGACAUCGCUGGCUCAAUCCGCAUUCCCGCCAUCGCCAACGGCACCUAUGGCUUCAAGCCAUCGAUCAUGAGAAUCCCAUACGCCGGACAGGGCUCCGCUAGUCGUCCAGGGCUGACCGGUAUUGCUCCCUCAGCCGGCCCAUUGACUAACACUGCCAGGGAUCUCGAGCUAUUGCUCAAGGUUGUGUUCAACUCAAGAGCCGCGGAUCUUGACGACAUGGCUCUCGGAACUCCGUGGAUCGAGCCUGCACAAAAGAAGCCCAUCCUCACAAUCGGCAUCAUCCCAGAAGAUCCAGAACUCCCACUGCACCCUCCUAUGGUGCGUACCUUGAAGCAAGCUAUACAGAAGCUGCAAGCCGCUGGCCACAAGAUCGUCGACCUGACGGGCAAAUUCCCUUCCCUUGCCGGCAUGCAGAAAGUGGGAAUGAGAUAUUUCAACAUGGACCCCGACAAGACCGUUUUGAAGGCAAUCACCAGCAGCGGCGAACCGUUCAUCCCAUCGCUGAAAUGUACAUUCGAUUUCAACCCAAAUACCCCCGAGCCCACCCUUCGUGAGCUCUACGACUUGAACGCCGCCAAGAUGAAGUACGCCGCCGAGAUACGCGCCGUGUACCUAGACAACAACUUGGACGUCCUGCUUGGACCUGCUUUCCAAAGCUGCGCGGUCUUGCAUGACCUCCUAGAGACACCAUUCUACACCAUCUGGGCCAAUCUUUUGAACUACCCGGCCUCUACCAUCCCAUUGGGUCGUGCCGACAAGGCUGCCGAUGCAGAGUUUGUUAGGCCAGUGAAAUAUAAUCCUCCAUACCAGCCAGAUGAAAUCGAAGGCGCUCCCUGCCACAUCCAACUGGCCACAAGGACCAUGCAGGACGAAAUUCUUCUCCGGCACACUAUCACUGUGGACGAGUCGCUCAGAAAGUAG
Messenger RNA from Uncinocarpus reesii 1704, 1620 nucleotides. RefSeq lists its product as uncharacterized. Lineage: Eukaryota; Fungi; Ascomycota; Eurotiomycetes; Onygenales; Onygenaceae. The transcript has 3 exons. Bases 1 to 1620 code for a protein of 539 amino acids. The record is from RefSeq and is a predicted model, not a curated record.